AUGGCGACGGAGCCCGACAGACAAACUAUAUCUAUGCGGACCCGGUCCCCCCCUCCUCUAGGCGGUGAUCCCGGUUCCCACUCCACAGCCGCACCUGGAGGCCAUGACAUACCAGGCCGCAAUGAAGGCCCGAAGCCCAAAGCUAAGAUGGCGGCGGCCACGUGUGAAGAGCCUACUUACAGAGCUCGGAAUAGACCGCUUAUCUCCGCCGCAUAG
Molecule: messenger RNA, 216 nt
Organism: Pelobates cultripes (western spadefoot toad)
Lineage: Eukaryota; Metazoa; Chordata; Amphibia; Anura; Pelobatidae
Source: the annotation of a GenBank genome assembly